AUGGCUAUUGCGCUAAAUCUGCCGGUUGACGACUUAAAGGUUGAUAACUAUAUCUCCACCAUUCAACUUCCUUUCAACUCUCAAGACAAGAAGCACUUCCUCGGCUACGACGAUAACCUCCACUGGCAACCUUACAAGCUACGCUGGUCAGAGCUAGAAGCCAUUUGCCAAGCAGUUUCAAUCACUGACCGCAAGUAUUCGCAUCCUGGGCUGCCGCUACUCAUCCUGGCUCGCUUUGCGCCAAUAUGCAUUGGUGACGAUGUUGAUCACAUAGUGGAAAUACUAGUACAGGCCUGGAAAAAUCUUGGCGAGGAUAUUCUUACAGACGAUCAGAUCCGACAAGUGAUUGAGAGAAUCGACAAUAGAGAUAUGCAAUUAUGCUGGCAUUAUGACGAAUCGAGAAGUUAUUGGUGGGUUGGCAAAGGUCUGGAUGAAAGUACGGCGACAAAAGCAUACACUUAUCGUCGAAGUCGAGAAUUGGAUUGCGAAGAGCCUUUUCCGAACGAGCAGUGGAAUGCGUUCAUUUCUGCAGUGCAAAAUAUCGUAGAUGAGUCCAGUACUACCAGAAAUGCACAUGAUAUUGCAUUAGCCUACGAAAAGAACACAAUCGACAAGUUUCGACCGCGCAAGCGUUACGAUCUGACCAUGACCCUGGACUUGGCCAUGGGAGAUUUCCUAGUGGAUAAGGCUGCGUUUCAAGACUCUCGGAGCUGUUCUACAAUCUCACUGCCUCGGCAAGGCCGGAACCCUUUACCAAGAGGGUACAACCGUUAUGGGUAA
Molecule: messenger RNA, 780 nt
Organism: Fusarium odoratissimum NRRL 54006
Lineage: Eukaryota; Fungi; Ascomycota; Sordariomycetes; Hypocreales; Nectriaceae
Exons: 2
Coding region: 1-780 (259 amino acids)
Source: RefSeq, a predicted model, not a curated record